CGCCACACUACCUAGGUCACGCACACAUCCCUGAUAGACGUCCGCAAAAUCCGGCUUUAUGGAAUGAAGAAAUUUGCGGCUUUUAUGUUACGAAAGUUCCAUCGGCGCUACACGAUGCUGCCCGAAGUCGACGUCUCGACUACCGAGCCGCAAUCGCCUAGUGAUGCAAACAGUGGCGAUCAUCAUCACGCCGGUUCCUCAAGGCAUAGAAUAUGGUUCCACCGCAACCGCUAUGCCGGAGCGCUGCUCUUCAACCUGGGCGCUUUCUUCCUCCCAGCCUUAUACAGCACGCUAUCCAAAUUAUGGGUUGCGGAAAUCGACUCCUCGCUCGUCGUCACGACCGACGUGUACACGUACAUCGGCGUGGUAGUUGAGGUGCUAAACGAGGGCCUGCCCCGCGCCUCGUGGGUCAUCAUCGCGGACAGGGACUCGCGCUCCCUAACGCAGCGCCUCGGCCUCUCGUACACGCUCAUAGCAUUCCAGUCCGUCCUGGGGCUGGUUAUGAGCAUCGCGUUCAUGGCCGGCGCCGCUACCUUUGCGCAGGGGUUUGUCCCCGUCGAGGUGCGCGCCGCGAGCUUGACGUACAUCCGCAUCAGCGCUUUCUCGGCCCUGAGCUCCGCGGUUGAAACCGCCGUGGCGGCGGCGACUAGGGCGCUUGAUAAGCCGGACAUCCCGCUUGUUAUCAGCAUGACAAAAUUCGCGGUUAAUAUUAUCCUGGAUAUGCUAAUCAUUUCACGCUUUCACGUUGGAAAUAUCCAACCGACUAUUAAUAUGCAAGCUGGCAUCCAGUUGGCCUGCAACAUGACGGCUGCAUUCGUAGGGCUUGCUUACUUCCUUUGGGCGACGAACCUGCAGCAUCGAAAUCAUCAGCUGGAACUCUCUGGGGCUGACGCUAUCGAAGUCUCUCAGCUGCGAUUCGAAGCUGAUUCUAGAAUCCGGCUAAGCUUUCGUGCCUUGGCUGUAUUAUUGCGGCCUGGACUCCUGACCCUGGCCGAGUCGGCCAUACGGAACGCCUUGUACCUCUGGCUAGUGAGCACCAUCGUCGCGCUGGGCUCAACGUAUGCGUCCGCCUGGACCAUAUUCACCACUAUCCGAUGGGGAUUGGUUAUGGUUCCAGUUCAAUCUUUGGAGGCGACGAGUCUCGCGUUUGUCGGUCACCACUGGGGUUCUUGGCGUCGCUCUAUUGGUAAGACGACGCGUAGACCUGGCCGAGUUUCCUUGAGAACUAUCAUGGGAAUUACAAGGCCAGCUCUUAUUUCCCUUGCUAUUUCUCUAAUAGUUGAGGUCCCGCUCGCUAUCUUUCUGUCUAUAUGGGGCGCUAGGUCGUUCGCCAAAUAUCUGGGCCAGCCGGAUGAGGUGGCGGACAUUACGGCGUAUAUGUGGCGGACUAUCGAUUGGUGUUACAUAUUCUAUGCAGCAUCGACUCAGCUCGCUACGGUUCUUCUUGCUACGCGACCCAAGUGGUACCUCUAUCAGAGCUUGGCCAGCAACCUCCUAUACGUCUUACCGUGGGCUAUAGCUUGCCAGGUAAAGAAUCUAGAUGUGAACAAUGCGUGGACAUAUCACAGACUAGUUUUCGGUGGGAGCUUAGUGUUUAGUUUCGUCGACAUCGUGAUCGUGGAUGGGCUGUGGGUGUGGACGUUGAUAACUGGGAAGGCCAGACUUGAGGCGUUCAGGGAAAAUUAAAAUGGCAAUGAGUUCGCCAAACCUUUCGCCUCUAUUUUGACACGGCUACUUAGACCGUACUAGCAACUCUUAAAACAUCGCCCCAUGCCCCUGACGGGAGUGAUCUCUCGAUCCAAAUCCCAUGAAGCGGGUGGUUACUCUUACGUCCUAGAUGGCGUAAUUAGAGAAUAUCCAUCAGGUACCUAUCUUAGGUACGUAUUACAGGCGAAUCAAAUACCUCAAAGUUAAGAACAUUGUGAAAUACACAGAUACAAUGUAGAAUUAGAAACGCAUCAAGAUCCAAAUGCGUCAUAUUAGUGUGUAGUGUAGCCUUGCGCCUCAAUGCAACUCCCCGUACCAGACAGAGGCCCGACCACAAUUUGUAAAACUGAUUAAGGUUAUUA
Messenger RNA from Daldinia caldariorum, 2069 nucleotides. RefSeq lists its product as uncharacterized. Lineage: Eukaryota; Fungi; Ascomycota; Sordariomycetes; Xylariales; Hypoxylaceae. The record is from RefSeq and is a predicted model, not a curated record. The transcript has a single exon. The coding region runs from base 64 to 1686 and encodes 540 amino acids.